AUGUCAAGCCUCACGCUCCGCUCUGCUCCGUCAACCCUGAGUUGCUGGGAGGGGAAUUUUGACCGCACCGCCGGUCUUACCCCACUUGCGGACGUGGUGACCGAGGACAGCCAGAGAGCCAAGCCUCCUAAAGAACAAACAAGUGAAACUUUUGUCUUGGCCCGCAGACAGAAAGAAAAGGAACUCCUCGAAUAUGCCGAUUUCUUGAAGCUGUACAACCAGCAACGCGCCGUCUAUGAGUGGCAGCAACGCAGCGAACAAAAAUGGCUGCACAGCGUUGUGCGGAGAAAGGUGGAUGCGACAGUGCAGGAUUAUCUGGCAGGGACUGAUGAGAGACGGGAGAGGCUUCGUGAGCUUCUGGAGGCAGAGGAAAGUAGGUACUUAGCUGAGAUGGAGUCACGUAAAGAAACGGUACUGGAGAAACAAGAGAAAAUGAGGGAGCAAGCAAAAUUACUGGAAGAGAAGAGAGAAAAAGAAAGACAACAGCUGGUGGCUGAAAAACGAGAGCAGCAAUUCAGAGAACAAUGCGAGGAGCUUCGUGUACAGUGGAUGAAGAAGCAUCAGAAGGAAUUGUGUGAAGACCGGCUGGCCCAGCUAGCUCUGAAGGAGGAACUGAAAAAGCAACAGGAGAGGGAGGAGCAGAUGUUUGCAGAGCUUUGGAAAGAGGAUAGGUUGGCUAAGGAAAAGCGAGAGGCGGUGGAGAUGCAGAAGUCAGCAGAGCAGAAUCGGGAAAUCCUGAAUGCGCUCAGUGCCCAGGUAGCGGUGCUCAGUGCUCACAAAGAGGAGGCGAAGCGGCUGAAGGAAGAAGAGGCUCGAUUGCUGGAAGAACAGCAGCAACUGCUUAAGCUAGAAAAUGAACAACUUCAGAUGGAGAAACUACAGAAACAGAAGGAAUGCAGGGAUAUGUUGCUCAGUGCAGUACAGGACAAGAAGAAUCGUCUUAAUGAAGAAAAACAAGGUGAACUUGCCCUAGAGAUGAAGAUCUUAGAAAAAUCUCUUCAGGAACCCCAGGAAGACACUGAGGAGAAAACAAAAAGAAAACAAGAGCUGUUCAAGGAGCAACAGACUUACCUGGCACACCUGGCUCAACAGCUGGAGGAGGAGAAAGAGCGAGAAAAAGAAGUGGACAAGCUCCUCAAAGAAGAGACGGCGAAGGUUUGGGCCAAGAAGGCUGAGCAAAUGCGAUUAGAAAAGGAGGCCAGAAAGCAGCUACUGAAAGAUGUCCUGGAUACAAGACAACUGCAGAUGGAGGAGAAGUUGCAGAGAAAUGCAAAGGAGCAGGAAGAACUUGCUCAAGAGAGGAAGUUAUUAACUGAAGCAAUCACAGAACUCAGACAUACAGAAGAAGAAAAAUAUGCAAGAAGAGUAAAGGAAGCAAAAGAAUACCAAGAGCAGCUCCGGGCUCAAAUUGCCUAUCGACAACAGGCCCGUGAUGCUGAGGAAGAAGAGAAGCAGCGAGAAUAUGAAUCGGGUCUAGCAGCGGAGAGAGCUUACCAAGAAAGAGUACAGGACAUUCUAUCAAGGCCUUGUGAGAAACUAGCCAAGACCCACCCUUUGAGAAGAAAACUAAUGUCUAACACUCAAGAAGAUAAAGUACAAUGA
Pygoscelis adeliae (Adelie penguin) is the source of this 1602-nucleotide messenger RNA. It is a transcript of the gene CFAP53, whose product is annotated as cilia and flagella associated protein 53. The record is from RefSeq and is a predicted model, not a curated record. Lineage: Eukaryota; Metazoa; Chordata; Aves; Sphenisciformes; Spheniscidae. The transcript is spliced from 8 exons. Bases 1 to 1602 code for a protein of 533 amino acids.